Messenger RNA from Balaenoptera musculus (blue whale), 2380 nucleotides. It is a transcript of the gene YEATS4, whose product is annotated as YEATS domain containing 4. The coding region runs from base 259 to 849 and encodes 196 amino acids. The record is from RefSeq and is a predicted model, not a curated record. Gene Ontology annotation, biological process: regulation of DNA-templated transcription. NCBI's taxonomy places the organism in Eukaryota, Metazoa, Chordata, Mammalia, Artiodactyla, Balaenopteridae. The transcript is spliced from 7 exons.
CCUGCGCACAAAACGUCACCGGUGCCACCUUUCCCGUCCCGCUCUCCAACCGCGCGGGGCUGAGUGGGCUUCCGCGACGCCCUCCGCUGUGAGGCGUUGGCGAUCCCUCAGCGCCUCGAGCUCAGCUGACUCGUCCUCCUUCGGCCAGAAACCCUCCUCCUGGGCCCGCGCGGGAGGAGCGGGGCCUCUGAGCGGAGCGGCGAGUCCGCCGGCCCCGGUCUCUUUCCCUGGCGGCGGCGGCUUCUUCCGUAGGACAAUAUGUUCAAGAGAAUGGCCGAAUUUGGGCCUGACUCCGGCGGGAGAGUGAAGGGGAUUACUAUCGUUAAACCAAUAGUUUAUGGUAAUGUUGCUCGAUAUUUUGGAAAGAAAAGAGAAGAGGAUGGGCACACCCAUCAGUGGACAGUAUAUGUAAAACCAUAUAGAAAUGAGGAUAUGUCAGCAUAUGUGAAGAAAAUCCAAUUUAAAUUACAUGAAAGCUAUGGCAAUCCUUUAAGAGUUGUUACUAAGCCUCCAUAUGAAAUUACUGAAACAGGUUGGGGUGAAUUCGAAAUAAUCAUCAAAAUAUUUUUCAUUGAUCCUAAUGAAAGACCUGUAACCCUGUAUCACUUAUUAAAGCUAUUUCAAUCAGACACCAAUGCAAUGCUGGGAAAAAAGACAGUGGUUUCAGAGUUCUAUGAUGAAAUGAUAUUUCAAGACCCAACAGCAAUGAUGCAACAAUUAUUAACAACAUCUCGUCAGCUUACCUUAGGAGCCUAUAAGCAUGAAACAGAAUCUUACAAGGCCUCAGAAUCCCCUACACAUCGUUUCAUGCAGCUGUUGCCAACCAUUUGCAGUUGUCAUUCAAGAUGAAAUCUACUUACCAACCCUGUGUUGACAUUUAUGUCACCAUUUAUUCGGUUCUUCCUUUGAUCUUUCAUUUAUUUGCUUACAGUAUAUAUUGAGCAACAGUAAGACACCAGGCAUUGUUCAGAGGAUAGAGCAGACAAAAGCCCUGCCCUCAUGGAGCUUACAUACUAGUGGAAAGAAGACAAAUAUUAAAUAAACAGAACAAUGAAGUGUGAAGUAGUGAUUGGAUGGCAUGAAGAAAACUAAAGCCGGGGAGAGAGUGCUUUUGGUGGGAGGAGAUGGUUAAGAGUUUUAAAUAUCAGGUCAGAGAAUGCUUCCUGAAAUGGUGGCAUUGGAGCAAAUACCAAAAGGAGUGGGGAACUGAGCCGUGCAGCCACAUGAGAGACGAAUGUUACAUGUAGAGCGGCCGCAAGGGCAGGAACCCUGAGGUAAGAGCCUGCCUGGCAUAUCCGAGGAACAGCAAGAAGGCCGGUGUGCCUGGAGCAGAGUGAACAAGGGGACAAGGAGUGGGACAUGAGGCCAAAGAAGUUAUUAUGGGACCAGCUUAUAUAGGGACUUUAGGUUAUUAAACUGAAGGAGAUGGGAAGUCUUUUGUGGGUUUUGAGCAGAAGAGUGACAGUAUAAGACUAAUAUUUUAAAAAGAUCAAUCACCCUGGUUGCUGUGUUGAGAAUAGACUGUAAAGCAGAAAGGGUAGGAGCAGAAUAGUUAGGAGGCUAUUCCAGUAAUCCAGAUACAGAAUUGUGUGUAGUACCAGAGUGAUAGCAAUGGAGGUGGUGAGAAGGGGUCAGGUUCUAUUUUGAAGAUAGGUACAGUAGGAUUUGCUGAUGGUUUGAUAAUAAGAUGUGAAAGAAGGAGAUGAACAAAGAAUGACUGUUAAGGUUUGGGGCCUGAGGAAACAAACAAAAAAAAAUUGUUGCUUUUCAUAGAGAUGGGAAGUCUGGGAGGGGCAGCUUUGAGGGGAAAGAUUAGGAGUACACUUUUGGACAUGAUGGAUGUGGGAUGCCUGUAAGACAUCUAAGUGGAGAUGUUGAGAAGGGAAUUGUACUCAAAGUCUGGUAUUCAAGGAGAGGUCUAGGCUGAAGAUAUAAAUGUGGAAGUUAAUAUACACAUGGAUUUAUAAAUUGUGAGGCCAAGUGGUAUCAUCACAAGAGUAAGUGAAGAUAGAAAAGAGGUUCAAGGAUUGAGCCCUGGGCACUCCAACAUUUAGAGAUUAAGGAGAUGACCAGCAAAGGAAUUAGGAAAGAACAGUGAGUGUGGAGGGAGAAAAACUAGGUGCACAUAAUAUCCUAGAGCCAGGUGAAGAAAGUGUAUCAGGAAAUAGUCAUUAGCUGCGUUCAGUACCUCUGAUAGGUCAAGUAAGAUCAGAGCCAAGAAAUAGGCUAUAGCAAGGUGGAGGUCCUUGGUGACCUUAACAGGAGCAGUUGAAGGAGAAUAGUAAGGACAGAAGAUCAGUUGAAGUGGAUCAAGAGAGAAUGAGAUGAGGGAGUUCCCUGGCGGUCCAGUGGUUAGGACUUGGCACUUUCACUGCCGUGG